AUGACCCUCUACCAGCGGGUUUCCGCCCUCAUCCUGGCCUCGGUCACCUCUCUCUGGGUCUCGGCUCCCGCCUUCGUCCUCGGAUUCUUCGCUGCCCUCUGGUCAGCCGCUCCUGCCCUCGCUCGCCCGGUCCUUGCCAUGCCCAACAAGGACACAUCCCUUGGAACGGUCGUGCGCUCCCUCUGGUCCCUCGGCACUCAGCUCGUCCCCGGUCCGGUCCAGGAGGUGCUCGGUGCAGUCUGGGUCGCCCUCGUCUCAGCCCUCGCCCUAGGUGUCGCCUUCGUCCCGGUCACGCUCUCCGCCCCGCUCUACCGCCUCGGUUACUGGGUCCUGACAGUCGUGCUCGGCCUCGCGUUCAAAUACGAGGUCGAGCUGGUCAUCACGGCUCUCAAUCACGUCGGCGCGCUCCUGGACGACAAGGCAUGGGCACAGGUGCUGGAGGCGGCCCUCCCCCCGCUCCGGGACGGCCGCUACCACCAGGGCGACAUCAACGAGGCAGCCAGCAUCCCCCUCGCGCCUGCGCCAACCCCCGCGUUCACCCGCGAGCCGUCACCCGCCGGCCGCUGGCGCGUGCCCCUCGGUCCGCGGCGCGACGCUGCCGUCCUCCGCUGGCGCUCCGACUCGGCGCGGUUCGAGGCCUGGAUCGACCCAGUCUUCCCAGGACCCACGGCCUACAUGUCCAUCGUCGUCCCCGCCCCUCGCACUGCCAACGUCUCCACCGCCACCGGUACCGACAGGACAGCGCGGUCCCAGGUCACUCCAUACCCCGCGACCUCCUCCCACGUCCACGCCUAUGGCGAGGACUCGCUACCCGGAGUCCCCAUGGUCAGGACCCCCGCCUCCACUGGCCGCCCGCGUACCCCCGGACCCAGGUGGUCUGAACAAGACAUACAGGGUGCGCGGCGCUAA
This is a messenger RNA of Vanrija pseudolonga, 909 nucleotides long. RefSeq lists its product as uncharacterized. The coding region runs from base 1 to 909 and encodes 302 amino acids. The record is from RefSeq and is a predicted model, not a curated record. NCBI's taxonomy places the organism in Eukaryota, Fungi, Basidiomycota, Tremellomycetes, Trichosporonales, Trichosporonaceae. The transcript is spliced from 2 exons.